AACUAGUUUUAAUCACAUGGAACCUUAUUCGAUAGUCGAAAAUUUAGGCUGGCAUGAAAAUUAUAAAUGUGGAUAUUGUAAAUCUAAAGAUUCAAAUAUAUCUUAUGGUAUAUGGGCUCAUAUUUUAAAUGUGUCAGACUAUCAAAAUUUGUUAGAUAGGGGAUGGAGACGAAGUGGUAAAUUUUGUUACAAACCAGAUAUACUUAAAAUGUGUUGCCCUCAUCACACAAUUAGAUGUGAAGCAAAUAAUUUUAUUAUCAGCAAAUCUCAGAAAAAAGUUUUAAAAAAGAUGGAAAGUUAUUUAAAUGGCACACAUGAUGAUAGAAAACUUAAAUUUAAUGAAACCAGUGUGAAUAUGGAAAAUAAUAAAAUUAAGUCUCAUGAUAAAUUAAAUAAUCUGAUUUCAUAUAAAAAAGAUUUAGGAAAAAAUAAAUUUAACCCAGGAAUAGGGCAAGAUCCUAAUAAACCCCUAUGCAAGAAAAAAAAAUUAUUAAAAAAGGAAAAGUUUUUACUAAAAAUGCAAGAGAAAUUGACAAGUAAAGAUAAUAAAAAUGAUUUCAGUCUUGAGCCUGAUACUCUAAGCAAGACUCUUGAAGAUUACUUAUGCCUACCAAUAAUUGAGAAUUCCAAACAUGCUUUAAAGAUAAAAUUAGUUUCAGUUAACACGAGUAACUUAAGUUUUAAAGAUAGUUUAAAUGAAUCAUAUAACCUUUACCGAAAAUAUCAAUCGGAAAUCCAUAAAAGUCAAUUAUCUGAAAUCAAAUUUGAAUCGUACAAAGAAUUUUUGGUUGAAACGCCUUUGUUUGUUGAAAAUUCUGCUCAAACCAAAGAUAACCCAAUAAAUGCGCUUAAAGAAGAUUUUCAAAAUCAAUUCAUUCCUCUCAUAACUACGUUCGGAACUUUUCAUUGCCAGUAUUGGAUGGAUGAAAAGUUGGUCGCUGUUGGGGUGAUAGAUAUCCUGCCGAAUUGUUUGUCUUCCAAAUAUUUCUAUUAUGACCCUAAUUUUUCACAUCUAUCGUUGGGCGUUUAUUCGGCUUUAUGCGAAGUGGCUAUGUGUCGCAAGUAUAGCAUCAUUAAUCCCUCUUUCAAAUACUAUUACAUGGGUUACUAUAUUCAUUCAUGCUCUAAAAUGAGAUACAAGUCGAAAUACGAACCUUGCUUUUUGUUGUGUAAUAAAAAUUUAGAUUGGCACCCAUUCCAGCAAUGCCUACCUAUGCUCGAAAGCUCUAAUUCUCACUGCAUAAACUUCUGUGAGGAUAACGAAAAUCGUAAAAAUGAAUCCAAAAUGGACUUAGAUUCCUUGCUCCUCUAUUGCCAGUUUAAAAUUUAUACUUACUCGGAAUACAUAGCCCGCUACAUAAAAAAAGGAAUUAAAAAACGUUCUUCAUUAGCAUUUUCAUCCCACACCCUUCCGACUUUUAAAUCAUCAUCGAAUCAUGAAAACUCUAAUGAGGAGGACCCAGUCCAAGAUGAAAUCGUUCAAAUAAGAAAAACUCUGAUGUUGUUCGUAGAAAUGGUCGGUAUCCCAACUAUAGUACUUUUUAGAGAAAGUUGAUAUUGGACUCUUCGUUUCUUUCUCUUUUCGCUUUCUUCUAGAAGUGUAAAUUUUCAUGUCCUUAGCAGGAUAAAAAAGAAUUGUA
This is a messenger RNA of Gordionus sp. m RMFG-2023, 1640 nucleotides long. Its product is annotated as arginyl-tRNA--protein transferase 1-like. Gene Ontology annotation, cellular component: cytoplasm. Lineage: Eukaryota; Metazoa; Nematomorpha; Gordioida; Chordodea; Parachordodidae. The record is from RefSeq and is a predicted model, not a curated record. Gene Ontology annotation, molecular function: arginyl-tRNA--protein transferase activity. Gene Ontology annotation, biological process: protein arginylation. The coding region runs from base 17 to 1555 and encodes 512 amino acids. The transcript is spliced from 11 exons.